AUGACAAGCACACCAAUGACGACAACUCCGAACAUAGAUACAACCAUGUCCACAACAUCUGGAACAAUGACAAGCACACCAAUGACGACAACUCCGAACAUAGAUACAACCAUGUCCACAACAUCUGGAACAAUGACAAGCACAACAAUGACGACAACUCCGAACAUAGAUACAACCAUGUCCACAACAUCUGGAACAAUGACAAGCACACCAAUGACGACAACUCCGAACAUAGAUACAACCAUGUCCACAACAUCUGGAACAAUGACAAGCACACCAAUGACGACAACUCCGAACAUAGAUACAACCAUGUCCACAACAUCUGGAACAAUGACAAGCACACCAAUGACGACAACUCCGAACAUAGAUACACCCAUGGCCACAACAUCUGGAACAAUGACAAGCACACCAAUGACGACAACUCCGAACAUAGAUACAACCAUGUCCACAACAUCUGGAACAAUGACAAGCACACCAAUGACGACAACUCCGAACAUAGAUACAACCAUGUCCACAACAUCUGGAACAAUGACAAGCACACCAAUGACGACAACUCCGAACAUAGAUACAACCAUGUCCACAACAUCUGGAACAAUGACAAGCACACCAAUGACGACAACUCCGAACAUAGAUACAAACCAUGUCCACAACAUCUGGAACAAUGACAAGCACACCAAUGACGACAACUCCGAACAUAGAUACAACCAUGUCCACAACAUCUGGAACAAUGACAAGCACAACAAUGACGACAACUCCGAACAUAGAUACAACCAUGUCCACAACAUCUGGAACAAUGACAAGCACACCAAUGACGACAACUCCGAACAUAGAUACAACCAUGUCCACAACAUCUGGAACAAUGACAAGCACACCAAUGACGACAACUCCGAACAUAGAUACAACCAUGUCCACAACAUCUGGAACAAUGACAAGCACACCAAUGACGACAACUCCGAACAUAGAUACAACCAUGUCCACAACAUCUGGAACAAUGACAAGCACACCAUGACGACAACUCCGAACAUAGAUACAACCAUGGCCACAACAUCUGGAACAAUGACAAGCACACCAAUGACGACAACUCCGAACAUAGAUACAACCAUGUCCACAACAUCUGGAACAAUGACAAGCACACCAAUGACGACAACUCCGAACAUAGAUACAACCAUGGCCACCAACAUCUGGAACAAUGACAAGCACACCAAUGACGACAACUCCGAACAUAGAUACAACCAUGGCACACAACAUCCGGAACAAUGA
Entelurus aequoreus (snake pipefish) is the source of this 1260-nucleotide messenger RNA. RefSeq lists its product as uncharacterized. The record is from RefSeq and is a predicted model, not a curated record. Bases 1 to 1260 code for a protein of 419 amino acids. Lineage: Eukaryota; Metazoa; Chordata; Actinopteri; Syngnathiformes; Syngnathidae. The transcript has a single exon.